Chelmon rostratus (copperband butterflyfish) is the source of this 4523-nucleotide messenger RNA. RefSeq names its product centriolin (gene cntrl). The coding region runs from base 239 to 3937 and encodes 1232 amino acids. NCBI's taxonomy places the organism in Eukaryota, Metazoa, Chordata, Actinopteri, Chaetodontiformes, Chaetodontidae. The transcript is spliced from 30 exons. The record is from RefSeq and is a predicted model, not a curated record.
GAGGAGGAGGAGGAGGAGGAGGGAGAACAUGGAGGAUGUUAGCCAGCAGCUCUGUGUAGUCUCUGUGGUGGAGGACUGAGUCUGAACUGACUGCUCUAGAGAGAACGCACACGCAUACCAAGUGAGCGCUUUAUCAUCUGAGCUCAUUCGUCUGUGUUUUAAAGGAGUUUAACCUUUUCUUCUCUCCACUACCCAUGUGACCGGCCGGUUGUCCAGUUGCAGACGGCUGUUCACAAAGAUGAGUGGGAAGAGGGACGAGCUGGAGGAUCGCCUCAACGACAUGCUGUCGCGCAUCGCCACGGAGACGCAGGAGAUCAAAGAGCUGGAGCAACAGCUGACCGAUGGUCAGAUUUUGGCCAACGAGGCGCUUCAGAGGGAUUUGGAGGGAAUCAUCUCUGGACUUCAGGAGUACCUGAGAGGACUCAGACAGCAGGCUCGUCAUGCUCAGCAGCAGGUUCAGAGUCUGCAGGCUGAAAACCAGAGUCUGCAGCUCCUCCUGGAGGACACUCAGAGGUAUUGCAGACAGCUGGAGGACAGCACCAGGACACACAGACAGGACAUGUCCGCCCAGCAGGAGGAGCUGUCUGUGCUGCGGACAGAGGCCCAGGCUCUGAGAGACAGACAGGUGGAGAGCAGCAGACAGCAGGUGGAGCUGGAGGCAGAGCUCCAGCAGCUGAGGGAGGAGUUAACCCGGCAGGUUACACUAGGACAGUUGGAGCGUGAGGCUCUGCAGGCAGCUGCAGACAAAGAGAAACAGACCAGAGAGAUCAGAGAGUCUCAGCUACAGUCAACCAUCGACACACUGCAGGAUGACAAAUCGUCUCUGCAGCAAAUAGUCCAGAGACUUCAGACCCAACUGGACCAGACCAAAGCCCAGUACAGAGACACCAGGACCCACCUUGACCAGACCAGAAUUCAGAUGGACCAAAUUACAGCUGCCUUGUUGGAUCCUGAGGUGGUUCAGAGUACAGCAGAGGAGCUGGGCCAAGACAAGUACAGUCCUGUCAGUCCUGAGGACAUGUUGUCCAGGAGCGUGGAACAGCUGUGCAGGGCAAUCCGGCAGACCAGGACCAGGAGGGACCGGCUCCAACACGAUCAUAACCACAGCCGGGAACAGCUAACCAGGCUGCAGGCCCUGCUAGACCAGGAUCAGGAUCAGAUAGCCCGGCUGGAAUCCCAGUUGAUCUGCGAUGUGGAGCGUGACCAGGACUCAGAAAGGAGGCUGAAGGAGGAGCUGAAGAGACUGAGAGUCAGACUGCAGAGGUCUCAGUGCAGGAACAAACACAGCCAACAUAAACUGGAGGCGGAGCUGGAGCGGAGCCGUCUGCAGCUUCAGGACGUCCAGCGGGAGAGAGACGCCCUGCGACAGCAGCUGCGUUCACAGAGCGACGGUCGGCAGAGGAGCCUCGGCCACCUGAACAGGAAACUACGGCGACUCAGCAGGUCCAUGUGUGACUCUGAUCAGCUGACGGCCGAACAGCUGAAAUCAACCGCCGAACAGCUGAGAGCCCUGAACCACAUGGUGGAGCUGCUGCACACACACACUGAGGAGGCUCCCAAUCUGGGCUCUCAGGGGACUCAGGACUCUGGUUUGGGGCUGCAGUACCUCAGUUCUCCUGAAAGGGGGCAACAGCAGGACCGACCACCCACAGGAGGAGGGUACUGGGUCUACAUCCCUGCGACACACACUGACUCUGACACAGCAGCAGAGUGGGGGGACAGUGGAGUAGGCGGUGGCAGGAGUUCCAGAGGACAGACUCCUCCUCCUGCCCCAGCUGCAGCUGUCUCUGCUGGGCAAGAAGACAGUCACACUCCCCUGGUUGGACCUACCUGGCUGCUCUGCGGUUCACCUGCAGCUGUCUACAGUCCUCCAGCAGGAGGCACCGCACUGCACUGCAACAUCCCAGAACACAGAGACACGCAGGUAGACAGGUGUGUGUGUGUGCACAAAGAAGCAGAGAGACUGGAGGAAGAGAAGAAGAAACUACGACUGGAAACCAAACAACUGCGACACACACUGAGACGGCACCGGAGUGUGAUGCAGGUGUGUGAUGAGGUGGAGUGUGUGGAGAAAACUCUACUGAAGAGACAAGCUGAGCUCCGGCAGGCUGACAGACUGCUGCUGGAGGCUCAGAGCUGCAUACACACCACCACAGCCAAGGCCAGUUCAGCUCAGCGUGAGGCCGACAUGUUACGGCGAACAGCUCAGGACAGCGCCACCUGUCUGCUGGAGGCCACACAGAACAUCAGAGAGCUGCAUGAGGAGGUGGAGGAGCUGAGGAGGAGGAGACAGGAGGAGGAGCAGACUCUGAGGGAGGUGGAGGAGGCUCUGAGGAGCAGAGAUCAUGAGUCACAACAACUCAGCGCAAAGAUACACUCAGCUAGAGACCGAUUGGCUGAUGUACUGUCAGACUGUCAGGACAAUCAGGAGCAUCUGGACUCACUCAUCAGUCAGGUGGAGCAGCAGGAGCAGAGGCUGCUUCAGAGGAGGACGGAGCAUCAAACAGCUGUGAACAGAGUGGAGGAGGUCAGACGGGAGGAGCAACGACUGCAGGACAGAGUGAAGGAGCUGCUGGACCAGCAGGAGGCGCUGUGGAGUGAGAGGAGGUCCACAGUCUGUGCUGAGAGACGAGACCAACAGAGACUCAUCACAGUGCAGGCUGACCUGCACACACACCGAGCAGAGCUCAAACAGGUCCUCCAGGAGUUACUUGUAGAGCAGCAGGCAUUGGAGGAAGUGAAAACCAAGCGAUCCCAGAGUCUCCAGCAGCUCCAUAGGAAACAGAAUCAGCUGGACGGAAUACAGGACGAGGUGGACAGGACGAAGGACGAGGUGGACAGGAUGAAGGAUGAACUGGACAGGACGAAGGACGACCUGGACAGGACGAAGGACGAGUUGGACAAGAGGAACACUGAGCUGGAACAGAAGCAGGAGGAAGUGGACAAGAGGAGGGACGAGUUGGUUGAGCUGCAACAGGAAGUUGAGUCCCGCAGGAAGGAGGCAGAGAUUCGUCUGAGAGAGACAAAGCAGCAGCAGACAGAACUGCAGCGGCAGCAGGAGGAGCUGAGCAGGAGGAGGGAGGAGAGGAGCAGCAUCCAGGAGCAGUGCAAACAGCUGGAGGCCAGACGGAGGCACGCUGACAGGUGUCUGUCAGCGGUGCAGGUGGAGCUUGCUAAACAGAGGCAGGAGCACAGCCACGCCCAGCUUCUCAAACAGGAAGUGGUCAGAGAUACAGACGGCGUUCAGGAGCAGCUGAACGAGAACUCUGAGCUGUUGUCUCUGCUCAGUGAACAGGUGGAGGAGAGGAGGAAACAGCUGCAGACUCUGGAACAGGAGCUGAGUGUUUCCAGCCAGCUGCAGCAGCAGAGAGCAGAACGACUGAAGCAGCUGGACUCACAGAUCCAACAGAAACAGGGGGUGUGUGUUGGAUUGGAGGAUGUUAAACCUGCAGUGCAUCAGUUGGACGACAGGUGGCGCCAUCUGACUGAACAGGAGCUGCAGCUCAACCAGUUCAAGGAGGAGCUGUGGGAGAGAGAGAAACAGCUGUUCUGUAAGGAGGAGGGGCUAAGACGGCAGGAGGAGGGGCUAAGACAACAGGGGGAGGGCCUACAGCUGAAAGAGGAGGGCCUACAAAACAAAUGUGAAGAGGAUGAAGGACACAAGGAGGAAGAGGAGGACAGCAGGGAGGAGGAGGAGGAGUCUUUCUACCUGUCUACAGCUGGUCUGAGAUCAGCCUGCAGUACUGAGGAGGACAGGUGGAAGGUCGAGCUAAAGAGAGAAAAACUGAGACAACGAGAGGAUCGACUGAAGGCUCGUCUGCGCUGCAGUUUGUGGGACCAGCAGGAGGCGCUGAAGGUGAGACGACUGGAGACUGAAGAGAGUCUACAGGAACUGAGACACAGACUGGACCAGCUGGACUCGCUGCUCCCACGCUGACAGCAGUUCAAACAUUCAGCAUCAGACACAUGAAGUCCUUUUGGUAGAUGUUCUGGAGCUUUCGAUCAGGACAUGGACUCGCCUGGUUAUCAGAGAUCAGAGGAUUUUUAAUCCGUGCUGCGUUUACAGUCGCAGGUUAACUCAUGGCUGAAACCUUUAAAGGACCACGUGCUGAUGAAAACAGUGUGGGAGGAUCAGAAGUUUCAGAACCAGAACGUUUGUUUUUACAGCUGCUGUUUGAGGUUAGAAUGAACUUUAAAUCUCAACUCUAUGCAUUUGAAUUAUGCAACAGCCAAUCAAAAUGCAGAUAUCACUUCACGAGAAUCAUCUGAUCGCAGUAAAGCAUUGAUCAGUCCGACAGGACUGAACCUCGUCCCUGAAGCCUUUUCUCUGCUAACACGAAUAUUCUGUUUGAAAGAGACAGCCUUGUUGAACCCCUGAUUGCAGUAACUCCCACAUGACUUGAAUGCAACAUCAGCGUUUGUGAUGAGAAGCCAAAAAUGUCUGAGGUCUGUGAACACAACACGACGCCUCUAUAAAACACGUCACUUUUAUCUUUGAAUUAAACUUCCGGUGUUGAAACUCG